Molecule: messenger RNA, 987 nt
Organism: Chionomys nivalis (European snow vole)
Lineage: Eukaryota; Metazoa; Chordata; Mammalia; Rodentia; Cricetidae
Gene: Tssk4
Product: testis specific serine kinase 4
Exons: 4
Coding region: 1-987 (328 amino acids)
Biological process (GO): intracellular signal transduction; protein phosphorylation; microtubule cytoskeleton organization
Cellular component (GO): cytoplasm
Molecular function (GO): ATP binding; protein serine/threonine kinase activity; tau-protein kinase activity
Source: RefSeq, a predicted model, not a curated record
AUGGGGAAGGGAGACACCUCAGAAAUAACAUCAGUUACCCCAGCCUAUCGCUCUAUCAUGGAAGAGUAUGGUUAUGAGGUGGGCAAGGUCAUUGGCCAUGGCUCCUAUGGAACAGUCUAUGAGGCUUACUACACAAAGCAGAAGGUCAUGGUGGCUGUCAAGAUCAUCUCAAAGAAGAAGGCCUCUGAUGACUAUCUUAACAAGUUCCUACCGCGUGAGAUACAGGUAAUGAAAGUCCUACGGCACAAGUACCUCAUCAACUUCUAUCAGGCCAUUGAGACCACAUCCCGAGUAUACAUCAUUUUAGAGCUGGCUCAGGGUGGUGAUGUCCUCGAAUGGAUCCAACGAUAUGGGGCCUGCUCUGAGACCCUUGCUGGCAAGUGGUUCUCCCAGAUGGCCUUGGGCAUCGCUUACCUGCACAGCAAGGGCAUCGUGCACCGGGACUUAAAGUUGGAGAACCUGUUGCUGGACAAGCGGGAGAAUGUGAAGAUAUCGGACUUUGGCUUCGCCAAGAUGGUGCCUUCUAGCCAGCCUGUGCGUAGUAGCCCUUCUUACCGCCAAAUGAACGACCUUUCCCACCUCAGCCAGACCUACUGUGGCAGCUUUGCUUAUGCCUGCCCGGAGAUCUUGCUGGGCUUGCCCUACAACCCUUUUCUGUCCGACACCUGGAGCAUGGGCGUCAUCCUCUACACUUUAGUGGUCGCACACCUGCCCUUUGAUGACACCAAUCUCAAGAAGCUGCUGAGAGAGACCCAGAAGGAGGUCACAUUCCCAUCUAACAUCAACAUCUCCCAGGAGUGCAAGAACCUGAUCUUCCAGAUGCUACGCCAAGCUACCAAGCGUGCCACCAUCCUGGAUGUCCUCAAGGACCCCUGGAUGCUCAAGUUCCAGUCUGAGCAACCCACGAAUGAGAUCAAGCUGCUCGAGGCGAUGUCUCAGCACGUCAGCAACACUAAUCGCCACCAAUCCUUGGAAAUCACAGCUUGA